AAGCCCUCUCAUUCAGAGCACUCCCACCACACGGCCUAGCCAGACAGACUUUAGGAGACAAGACAGUGAGACACCCCCAGAAGAGACGAGACGAGAGCAGAAGACCACCAGACGCAGAGAACCCAGAGAACCCGGAGAUCAAAUCUGACGCAGCAGCAGCAGCAGCAGCAGCACCUUUAACAGAGAAGACCCGGAAACACCGAGGACUGCACUGCCCCUGAAUCUUCUUGCAUCUUGACUUUUCCCACAUCGUUUUUUUUUGUGAAAAUGAAGUACCUGCAGUAUCCCAUCUCCAAGACCAUGGGCUACAGCGACUGCGUGGCCAAGGACUGCGGGGCCAUGCCAUGCUCCCAGGCUGCCGCCUCCCUCAAGCCCAUCCGCAGCGUCCACUUCCCCAACGACAUCGUCUUCCAGGACUAUGUGCGCACGGGGGAGCUGGAGCGCAUCGGCCGCUUCAUGCGGGCCAGAAGAGUGAGCCUGGACACCAUCUACCACUCAGGCAUGGCAGCCAUUCAUGAAGCCGUGCUGUCCGGGAACCUAGCCUGCGUCAAGCUGCUGCUAGAGUACGGGGCGGACAUUCACCAGCGGGACGAGGAAGGCUGGACCCCUCUUCACAUGGCCUGCAGUGACAGCUUCCCAGAGAUUGCCAGGUAUUUGUUGUCUCUGGGUGCCGACGUGGACGCCGAGAACGAGGACGGGGACAAGCCGGCGGAUCUCAUCGACCCUGAGUGCAAGGAGCUGCUGGAGCUGUUCGGGGUGGACAGCGGCGACUGAGCUCCCCAAAGAGCCAUGGAGCUCGACGGCAUCCUCAACGGUGUCCUCUCCUCUGUGUCCUACUCCUCUUUGUUGCCAGGGUGACAGAAUGCAUCGUUCCGCGCGUCCUCGAGAGUGGACCCCCAGGGACACCUGUGGCAGGGGAUUGUUGGGAAGAAGCCCCACCUGUUUUGGUGGCUUAUUGAUGGGACUGUGGCAUGUUCAUGCUGCAAGGGGCUCUGCCCGGUUACAGUGUGCACUUUUCUUUGGCUCAGAGGGAAGAAAGUGUUGAAGCCCUUGCUUGUACUUUACUGUACAUGUAUGUGCUUUUGGAAAAAGGUGCUUCUAUUGUUUUUAGCUUGUUUUUGUACUGUUCACACGCAACUUGUGUAAAUACUUAAUACACAUUAUGAGUUUAGUUUUAUAGUUUUAGCAGCAAUAUAUGUGUAUAUACAUGUAGUUAUACAUUUGAUGUAUACAAAUGAUUUACAGUGUGAUGAAUCUGUAUUGUUGAUUGUUCAGUCUUAAUAUAAAUUGUUUUUAUACUUUUUUUCAAUAAAGCCUCCUUUAAAUACA
Molecule: messenger RNA, 1329 nt
Organism: Alosa sapidissima (American shad)
Lineage: Eukaryota; Metazoa; Chordata; Actinopteri; Clupeiformes; Clupeidae
Gene: ppp1r27b
Product: protein phosphatase 1, regulatory subunit 27b
Exons: 3
Coding region: 268-774 (168 amino acids)
Molecular function (GO): phosphatase binding
Source: RefSeq, a predicted model, not a curated record